Naegleria lovaniensis is the source of this 2805-nucleotide messenger RNA. RefSeq lists its product as uncharacterized. Gene Ontology annotation, molecular function: transcription coactivator activity. Gene Ontology annotation, cellular component: SAGA complex. Gene Ontology annotation, biological process: regulation of transcription by RNA polymerase II. The record is from RefSeq and is a predicted model, not a curated record. The coding region runs from base 1 to 2805 and encodes 934 amino acids. Lineage: Eukaryota; Heterolobosea; Eutetramitea; Acrasida; Naegleriidae. The transcript has a single exon.
AUGCCACCCAAACAAAAAAAGAUUACUGAUUCAUUCAAAACAUUGACAUCUCAAUCAUCCAGUCAAGAUGAUUUGCAAGCAAGUAGUAUCAAAAGUCCGAACAAGGUGAACCUUUCUCCAAGCUCAAAUCCCUAUGGAUUAUCAUUUCCCAUUGAGCCUAUUGAUGACCACAACAAGUUAGAUGUUUUUAUACAGUCUGCAAUACAAGGAGGUGUGAAAAGAAAUUGGAACUUACAUCAAUUAAAACAAACAGUUAAGGAGUUACAAGAAGAGUUCAAACCAAAGAUUGAGGAAAGAGUUCAAUUCUGGGAAAAAGAGUUGGCUAAGGUUGAUGAAAUUCUAGGGGGUACAUUCCAUGCAGUCAAUUCAGCUCAUGUUGUUGAAACCUCUGCUACACCUUCUAUGACCGCAAAAACCAUACCAAAAGUGUUAGGAGGCGAUUUAACACCAAAUACCAAAUCACAAAAAUCACUCUUAGACUAUUUCUCAUCAACGAACAAUGAAGGUACAUCCACAUCCAUAGAUAUCACGAGUGUUCCCUCAGCCUUAGAUGCAACAUCCACAUCACCCAAGUUACUCUCUGAUAUUCCUACAAACCAAUUCGAAUCUAAAGCUAGUAUAACAGCCUCUCCAAAUGCUCCCAUGACCACCACCAAAUCUCUAUCUCCAUCAAAAUCCACCAAAGCACUUCCAUCCGCUACUCAACCAACCUCUGCAGCAGUGAAAAGUGAAGAAGCAAUCAAACCACCAACUCCACUUCUCGGCGAAGAAACUACUCAACCAGCGCUAGGCACAACAAGUAUAGACAUUUCAAAAAGCAUUCAUCCACCCUCUCAACCUUCAGCUAGCAAGGCUGUUGUUCCAUCUGCUUCCUCCACUCAAGAGCCAAAGGUUGCUCAAAAGGCUCCAAAAAGUCAAUCCAAGAAAUCUACAAGAAAAAGCUCUAAAAAAGCGUCAAAAAAGAAGAAAAAGGUACUUGACGAUGAGGAUGAUGCCAUGAUUGAAGAUGAAGACGAUGAAUAUAAACCCUCGUUAACGGAUGAAGAAGACCAACUCAUUCUCGACGAAGAGGAAGACAUUGAAGCUGAUGAGGAUGAAGAAUUGAUGCUCCUGACCAAGGAUCAACAAUUUGGAAAAAGAAAGAGAGGUACUAGCAGUGCUACCGUUCCACGUGGAGUAUUCCAUGAAGAAAGGUCUCAUGAGAAUGCCACUGUGGCCAUAGAAAAAAAGGACAGUGCUACUACAUCAGCAGCAACUGCCGAAGAAGCCUCAGAGGAAGAUGUGAGUACUUCUAUCAAGACACGAUCAGCUAGAAAAAAGUCUAGAGGCACUCCAAAACUAGGUGGUGUGACCUCACCUGGUGCUGGAGAUGAACUCUCCAAAGUGCUGCAAACAGAGGGCCCAUUAACGAUCAAGAUUGAAGACAUGGCGGAGCGAGAUGACUCUGUAUCAAGAGGUAGUAAUCAAUCACCACUUCCCUUUGAUGAUGCCUCUUCCAUUUCAAUGGUUUCUGACAUCGUUCAAUCUCUACCUCAAACACCAAGCACCAAGAAAAAGAAACGAACCGCUGCAAGCAGUACAAGAAGACGUAAAAAAAAGCCAUCAGGAUCUGAUGAUACAGGACAAACCUUUGUAUCGAGUACUCAAGGAGGAGGCGAAUAUGAUGGAGAUGCUUUUUUAGGAAUGGAAGAUGAACACUAUGUGGCUUCAAAAACUCCAUCCUCACAAAUUGAUCGUACUCUUCCUCAAUAUCAAUUUUGGGAAUAUAUUAAUAGCUUCUUCCCUGUAAUUAAGAAGGAUCGAUUGAAAUUGUUAGAAGGAGAAAAUAGUGAGAAUGAUGAAGCCUUUAAAAUUGGAAAAAAAGGAAAAUAUUACACUGAAAAAUGGGAAGAAGAAAAUACAAAGAUUUAUACCAAUUUGCCAAAGAAAACUACUAGCAGCGAUCAAGCAAUUCAGCAGUUGACUGACUACGAUACAGAAAGCUUGAGCGUGGAAAAAGCAUCCAAAUUGUUCUUCUCUCAGCACAGCCUUUCUCAGCGAUUACUUUCAUCAUUAAUUGAAGAACGAGAUUUAGUACCACUAGAAACGUUUUUUGAUGAUAUAUCUGCAAGCUCUGCAUACACGAUUGACAGCGAUAAUGAAUCUAUUGAUGAACAAACCCCGAGAAAGUCAAGCAGAACAUCAAGAAAAUCUAUUACAACACCAUCUUCGGCAAGAUCAGCCGCAUUUCCAUCCUCAGCAACUACUCCCAUCACUCCCUCCACUGCUAAUAUGUUUAAUUCCAAUUCAGGAUUACCCUCUGAUUUAACCUCAUCGUCGAUUCUUGAACAUCAACAACAUUUAGAAAUUACAGAAUAUUUGAAACAAAAAAUAACGAAUCUCUCCAAAAAUCAAAUUCAAAGUGCUAAUCACAUUCUUGCAAUGAGUAAUCAAUUCAAAGAUGUUGAUCAAAUGUUAAAUAGCACAUCCUUUGAUUAUUCCCCUCAAUACAUGUCUGUGUUUGAAGAAAAGUUACUUCACGAAAUUAAGAGCAUUGGAGUACUACCUCAACAACAGCUCAGCAAUCCACAAUUAUGGGUCGACGAUGAAUCCAGAGAGGAUGAUGAUAUUUGUGCAGAAAUUAGAACUCUUCAAAACAAGUUACGAGAACAAAUACAAAGAACCAAUGACAUUAGAAUGAAAAUUUUGAAAAGAGUCAAAUCACAACUUCAUGAAGAAAAGGACAUAGAAAAGAAAAUUGCUCAAUUUGCAGAACUAGAACGAAAAUUAUUCCCACCCACACCUCAAAACAAAGCAAGACGGUAA